Molecule: messenger RNA, 1062 nt
Organism: Trichoderma asperellum CBS 433.97
Lineage: Eukaryota; Fungi; Ascomycota; Sordariomycetes; Hypocreales; Hypocreaceae
Biological process (GO): adenosine catabolic process; inosine biosynthetic process
Molecular function (GO): adenosine deaminase activity
Source: RefSeq, a predicted model, not a curated record
AUGGACUUUAUAGCCCUCCCAAAGAUUGAGCUUCACGCCCACCUCACGGGCAGCAUUUCCCGCCAGACCCUUCACGAAGUAUGGCUCACCAAGAAAGCCGCCGGGCAAACCGAUUUGGAAGAUCCACUUGCUGUCAUACCAGAAGGCAAACACGACUAUAACCUCAUAACCUUCUUCCCCCUCUUCAGCAAAUACAUCUACGCCCUCCUCACCGACGAACCCUCCAUCCGCCACGCCACAACCGCCGUCCUGCAAUCCUUUCUCCAAGACGGCGUCGUCUACCUCGAGCUGCGCACCACUCCUCGUCCAACACCGCAUCUCUCCGCGGCGCAAUACGUCGACAUCCUGCUCUCGACAAUAUCCGAAUUUGAAGAGCUCCAUCCUCAGCUUCACACGCGGCUUAUCCUCUCGGUGGAUAGGCGUCAUGAUUUUGACAUGGCCUCUUCUGUGCUUGAUCUCGCCAUCAACACCUCACCAGAAGGCAUCAUCUCUGCCAGAAAGCACGCAAUGAUAGUAGGUCUGGACCUCUGCGGCGACCCCUCCGCCCGUCCUGCAGGAGAAAUAUCCCUCUUCACGCCCGUCUUCCAAAAAGCCCGCGCCGCAGGCCUCGGCUUAACGCUGCACUUUGCAGAGAUCCAAGCCAGCGCCUCAAAGGCAGAGCUCGAGACCUUGCUGUCGUGGGGGCCCCGGCGGCUGGGCCACGUCAUCUGGGAAGACGCAGAGACGAAGAAGGAGAUUGCGAGGCGGAAAGACGAGCUGUGUCUGGAGCUGUGUCUGAGCUGUAAUGUUCACGCGGGCAUGGUGGAAGGUGGGUUCGAGAGCCACCAUUUUGGGGAGUGGAGACGUGUUGAAGGGGUGAAAGUGUCACUUGCGACAGACGAUGUGGGCAUCUUUGGCAGCCCGCUAUCCAACGAGUACCGCCUCGCUGCACAACAUUUCCAUCUCGAUAACCGGCAGAUCUGUGCUUUGGCUAGAGAAAGCAUCGACUUCAUCUUUGGAGGCGAAGAGGAAAAGGAGAGGCUACGACGGAUCAUGUGGGAUGACCAUACAACCGCAUUAUAA